CCGACUCUUAUCUGGCCUUUAAUUUAUACAUCCCACGCCAUGCUCUUUAUUACCCUAACUUCCUGACACCCAUCUCCAACAAAAGCCAAGUAGUUUCCUUGAACCAAUACCUUAAACAGAAGUCCAAUAAUGCCUCCUGUGCACUCUAGCCCGUUCUACCGAAUGGAGAAUCCGGCAAUACUGUCUUUCCUCCGGCAUAGCACUCCGGGUGAGAAACGCACAAAGUCCACCGGCGGGCUCCUAAAAAUGUUCAAGCUCUUCCCCAUGUUGACCUCAGGGUGCAAGAUGGUGGCACUUCUGGGAAGACCCAGAAAACCUUUACUCAAAGACAAUGCGACGACGGCGACCAUUUUUGGUUAUCGGAAAGGGAGAGUAAGUCUAGCCAUACAGGAGGAUCCUCAUUGCAUGCCGAUCUUUGUCAUAGAGCUACCGAUACACAGCAGUGCUUUUCAUAAGGAAAUGUCGUCGGAUGUUGUCAGGAUCGCGCUAGAGAGUGAAACAAAAACUCACAAGAAGAAACUGUUGGAGGAGUUUGUUUGGGCGGUGUACUGUAAUGGGAGAAAGAUAGGGUACUGUAUUAGGAGGAAGCAGAUGUCUGAGGAUGAGCUUCAUGUCAUGCAGCAUUUGCGAGGGGUCUCAAUGGGUGCUGGGGUUCUUCCAUGCCCGUCUGAGAAAGAAACUGCCGAUGGGGAAUUGACCUACAUAAGAGCCAGAUUCGAGAGAGUUGUUGGAUCAAAAGAUUCCGAGUCUUUGCACAUGAUAAAUCCAGAUGGUGCAGCAGGCCCAGAAUUGAGCAUUUUCUUUGUAAGGGCUAAUUAGAGUUUAUAUAUGUUCCUUUCCCGAGCCGAAUUUCCAGCAAUAUGCCGAAAACGAGCUUAGCUUUUAUGGGUGGGGGGGCAAAUGGGCGAGUUAUUCGAGACCUGUUCUAGCAGGUGCACUUAUAACAACUUUCUCACAUUUAUCAGCAGUGAAAUCGUUCUUUUCUAUAUAUGUUUAUAUAUAUUUUAAAGAAAGCUUUUUAGAUGUUACAUAAAAAAUCAUUUUCUCAAGCUUUUUGCUUGUUCAAUAUGAUAUUUAAAGGAAAUAUUUCACCAUGGGUUUGUGGUCUCGCCUAUAUAUAUAUAUAUAUAUAUAUAUAUAUAUAUAUAUAUAUAUAUAUGGUUACUUAAUUACCACUUGUAUGGCCUAGCUAGUGUGAAGUAAAUGCCUGCCUUGCUUCCUUGGAAUUGAUUUCCAGAACUAUAUAUGUCACUGAAUUUUCUUCAGAAU
Molecule: messenger RNA, 1269 nt
Organism: Corylus avellana
Lineage: Eukaryota; Viridiplantae; Streptophyta; Magnoliopsida; Fagales; Betulaceae
Product: MIZU-KUSSEI-like protein (Protein of unknown function, DUF617)
Biological process (GO): hydrotropism
Source: RefSeq, a predicted model, not a curated record